GUACUUGAAUGGGAUUGACAUUGCAAGACCGGGAACCAGAUUAUAUUGAUGAUCAACAUGGCGUCCAUCAUGACCAGCAAAUAUCUACCGGCAGUUUCCGCCGAGACUACAGGGUGUGUUGGAAGACCAGAUUGGCUAACGUCAGAGUUGUCAACUGGGACAACAAUAGCGGCUAUAGAAUUUGAUGGAGGUGUUGUAAUUGGUGCAGAUUCUAGGACAACUUCAGGAGCAUAUAUUGCUAAUCGUGUGACAGACAAGCUUACAAAGGUAACAGAUUACAUCUAUUGUUGUCGAUCAGGAUCGGCUGCCGACACCCAGGCUGUUGCGGAUAUUGUUAACUACCACCUUAACUUUUACAAAAUGGAGAGGGGCGAGGAACCAUUGGUGAAGACUGCCGCCAGUACAUUCAGAAAUUUGUGUUACAAUAAUCGUGACAGUUUAUCCGCUGGUAUACUAGUGGCGGGAUGGGAUAAACGCAAUGGUGGACAGGUUUACACAAUACCACUCGGUGGAAUGUGGACAAGAAUGCCAGUGGCGAUUGGUGGAUCAGGAAGUACCUAUCUCUAUGGUUACGUGGAUGCUAAUUAUAAACCAGGAAUGGGCAAAGAUGAAUGUCUGAAAUUUAUCGCUAAUGCAAUCUCAUUGGCCAUUAAUAGAGAUGGGAGUUCAGGAGGUGUUAUCAGACUGGCAUGUAUCACAAAAGAUGGGGUAGAGAGACAUGUACUGACCGGGGACCAGCUUCCAAAAUUCUACGAGGAUUCUUAAUGUGCAAAUUAUAACUAAUUGUGACUCGUACAUCUCAUUUUGACUUGUAUUUAUUUACAAAUGCAUACAUUAGUGCUUCUGUUGAAGGACAGGUGUUUAUUAUGAUUGUGUUAGAUAUUGUCUUUACAGAUAUUCCAAUAGUU
Molecule: messenger RNA, 908 nt
Organism: Ruditapes philippinarum (Manila clam)
Lineage: Eukaryota; Metazoa; Mollusca; Bivalvia; Venerida; Veneridae
Product: proteasome subunit beta type-6-like
Exons: 6
Coding region: 49-765 (238 amino acids)
Cellular component (GO): proteasome core complex
Molecular function (GO): threonine-type endopeptidase activity
Source: RefSeq, a predicted model, not a curated record